UGACGCUUAGGGGUCGAUUUUUCUCUUUUUCUCCCGGCCGGCGCUACUCUCCACAACACUUCUUAGUCCACUGUUUUUCAGGAUCCCUCCUAGUCACUCCGAGAAGGUGCCGCUCCGGCCUUGGGUGGGCCAGUAUCCGGAUGUGGAGCCUCUCUCGCCCGGAGGGGACUCUGUAGCUGGGCGGAGCCCGGCGGCGGCGGCGUGCGUGGGGGCUGAGAGAAGGGAGCUCCUGGGCCCAGGCGCUCGCCGGACGCCGGGAGGUACCACCGCUGCCCACGGGGGUGGAGGCGGCCCCGGCCCCGGCCCCAGUGUCCGGGCGCACACCCCAGAGCGAGAGGCCGGGGGAGAAAAAGGGCCGGCAGUUAAACUUGCGCCCCGCCACUCUCAACGUCCACCCCGGGGUAACCUCCCUCGGCUCCCCGCGCUCCCGGCAGGGAGACAGCGUGGUUUCCUAGCUGCCGUCGCUGUAGCCCGGAGGCGGAGCGCGGAAGAAGCGAAGUGAGUCCCCGCCCACGGCCCCCUCCCCCUGGUCCGCCCGCCGCCGCUGCGGCUUCCUCGUCGCUGUGGUCAGGACCCCGGUGUGAGAGGGGGCGCGGCGGCGGCGGCGGCGGCGGCCACGGCGAGGGAACGGCUGUAAGCUCGGCGGGGAUCGCGCCGCCGUCCCCGUGAGUUAUUCCCGCGUCCCCCGGGGCUCGCUGCCGCCCCCGCCGGCGCCAAGAGUCCGGCCCGGGCCCAACUGCCUCACGGGCCCCCCGGCGGCGGCGGCAGCGGCAGCAGCAGCAGCAGCAGCGGCGGCGGCGGGGCGCUCUGCUCGGGCCCCGAUGAGUAACUCCCGGAAUAACCGGGUGAUGGUGGAAGGGGUCGGGGCCCGGGUAGUCCGCGGCCCGGACUGGAAGUGGGGAAAGCAGGACGGCGGCGAGGGCCAUGUGGGCACAGUCCGGAGCUUCGAGAGCCCCGAGGAGGUGGUGGUCGUGUGGGACAACGGCACCGCCGCAAACUACCGCUGCUCCGGGGCCUACGACCUGCGCAUCCUGGACAGUGCGCCCACGGGCAUUAAGCAUGAUGGAACCAUGUGUGAUACCUGCCGCCAGCAACCAAUCAUUGGCAUUCGAUGGAAGUGUGCAGAAUGCACAAAUUAUGAUUUGUGCACAGUUUGUUAUCAUGGAGAUAAACAUCACUUAAGGCAUCGCUUCUAUAGAAUUACUACACCAGGAAGUGAGCGGGUUCUGUUAGAGUCUCGUAGAAAAUCUAAGAAGAUUACAGCAAGAGGGAUCUUUGCAGGUGCCAGAGUGGUACGAGGAGUAGACUGGCAAUGGGAAGAUCAAGAUGGAGGAAACGGACGUAGGGGAAAGGUAACAGAAAUCCAAGACUGGAGUGCAUCAAGCCCACAUAGCGCAGCAUAUGUUCUCUGGGAUAAUGGUGCUAAGAACCUUUACAGAGUUGGUUUUGAGGGCAUGUCUGAUCUGAAGUGUGUUCAGGACGCCAAAGGAGGUUCUUUCUACAGAGAUCACUGCCCUGUGCUGGGUGAGCAGAAUGGCAACAGGAAUCCUGGUGGGUUGCAGAUUGGUGACCUGGUAAAUAUAGAUCUUGACCUAGAAAUUGUACAGUCUUUGCAGCACGGUCAUGGAGGAUGGACUGAUGGCAUGUUUGAGACUUUAACUACAACUGGAACUGUUUGUGGCAUUGAUGAAGAUCAUGAUAUUGUAGUACAGUAUCCAAGUGGCAAUAGGUGGACUUUCAAUCCUGCUGUUCUCACUAAAGCAAACAUUGUCCGAAGUGGAGAUACUGCUCAGGGUGCAGAAGGAGGUACCUCACAGUUUCAAGUGGGUGAUCUCGUACAAGUUUGUUAUGAUCUGGAAAGAAUUAAACUUCUGCAAAGAGGACAUGGAGAAUGGGCUGAAGCUAUGCUCCCGACUUUAGGUAAAGUUGGCCGAGUACAGCAGAUUUAUUCAGACAGUGAUUUAAAGGUGGAAGUUUGUGGUACGUCUUGGACAUAUAAUCCAGCAGCAGUUUCCAAAGUGGCAUCUGCAGGAUCAGCCAUUAGCAAUGCAUCUGGUGAAAGACUCUCCCAACUCUUGAAGAAGUUAUUUGAAACCCAAGAAUCUGGUGACCUCAAUGAAGAAUUAGUUAAGGCUGCUGCCAAUGGAGAUGUUGCUAAAGUGGAAGAUUUGCUAAAAAGACCAGAUGUGGAUGUAAAUGGACAAUGUGCUGGCCACACAGCUAUGCAAGCUGCAAGUCAGAAUGGACAUGUCGACAUUUUGAAACUACUUUUAAAACAGAAUGUGGACGUAGAAGCAGAGGACAAAGAUGGCGAUAGAGCUGUUCACCAUGCAGCUUUUGGAGAUGAAGGUGCUGUUAUAGAAGUACUACAUCGAGGCAGUGCUGAUUUGAAUGCUCGAAACAAACGCAGACAGACACCACUUCAUAUUGCUGUCAAUAAAGGUCAUCUUCAGGUUGUGAAGACUUUAUUGGAUUUUGGCUGUCAUCCCAGUCUUCAGGAUUCUGAAGGUGAUACCCCACUUCAUGAUGCAAUAAGUAAGAAACGUGAUGAUAUCCUGGCAGUUCUUCUGGAAGCUGGAGCAGAUGUUACCAUUACAAACAAUAAUGGAUUUAAUGCCCUACACCAUGCUGCGCUAAGAGGAAAUCCCAGUGCAAUGCGUGUUUUACUCUCUAAAUUACCAAGACCAUGGAUUGUGGAUGAGAAGAAAGAUGAUGGUUAUACUGCCUUGCAUCUAGCUGCCCUUAAUAAUCAUGUGGAAGUGGCUGAAUUGUUGGUACAUCAGGGUAAUGCAAACCUGGAUAUCCAGAAUGUAAAUCAACAGUCGGCCCUACAUCUUGCUGUGGAACGACAACACACGCAGAUUGUUAGGCUUUUGGUCCGAGCAGGUGCUAAAUUAGAUAUUCAGGAUAAGGAUGGGGAUACUCCUUUGCAUGAAGCUCUGAGGCACCAUACCUUGUCUCAGCUACGUCAGCUGCAAGAUAUGCAAGAUGUGGGAAAGGUUGAUGCUGCCUGGGAGCCAUCCAAAAACACAUUAAUAAUGGGACUUGGUACCCAAGGGGCAGAGAAGAAGAGUGCAGCAUCUAUUGCCUGUUUCUUGGCUGCUAAUGGUGCUGACCUUAGCAUUCGAAAUAAGAAGGGUCAGUCACCGCUUGAUCUCUGUCCUGAUCCAAGUCUCUGCAAAGCACUGGCAAAGUGUCACAAAGAAAAAGUCAGUGGUCAAGUAGGUUCUCGAAGUCCUUCUAUGAUUAGUAAUGAUUCUGAAACCUUGGAAGAGUGUAUGGUGUGCUCAGAUAUGAAGAGAGAUACUCUUUUUGGCCCAUGUGGACAUAUUGCCACUUGUUCUUUAUGUUCUCCACGAGUCAAGAAAUGCCUUAUCUGUAAAGAACAAGUUCAGUCCAGGACAAAGAUUGAAGAAUGUGUGGUAUGCUCGGACAAGAAAGCAGCUGUUCUUUUUCAACCAUGUGGACACAUGUGUGCUUGUGAAAACUGUGCUAGCCUGAUGAAAAAGUGUGUGCAGUGUCGGGCAGUCGUUGAACGAAGAGUGCCUUUCAUUAUGUGUUGUGGAGGAAAAAGUUCAGAAGAUGCCACCGAUGAUAUCUCAAGUGGAAAUAUCCCAGUGUUACAAAAGGACAAGGAUAAUACCAAUGUAAACGCAGAUGUGCAGAAGUUGCAGCAACAGUUACAGGACAUUAAAGAGCAGACAAUGUGCCCUGUGUGCUUGGACCGUCUAAAGAAUAUGAUUUUCCUCUGUGGCCAUGGAACGUGCCAGCUCUGUGGAGACCGAAUGAGUGAAUGUCCCAUUUGUCGCAAGGCUAUUGAACGAAGGAUUCUUUUGUAUUAACAAGAAACUCAGUGUGUUUUGUUAGCUGAGGUGUUUGGUCAUGAGAUCUUAGUAAGCUUUUAAGCUAGUUGGAAGUUGUAAUGAAUUAAUUUUUAAUAUUAUAGUUUCUUUACUAGAGUAUUACGAGACUGUAAAUGUACCAGAACAAAAAACUCUAAUACAAAUAGUGGUUGAAGUCUUGUUUUUUUUUGUUUGUCUUAAUUUGAAAUAUGAAAUCCAUAUACUCGAUAGGUAAUUUACUAUUGGCUAAGGGGAAAAAUCCUUUAAAAAUCUUUUACAAAUUUAUUAGACUUUUGAUACAGUGAGUUAACACAGGUACUCAGAAAAGUUAGGGCCACUGAGGCACUAAAUGAAAGGGGCAAGUCAAACCAUUGUCACAUAAAUCAAGGAAAUAUUGAAGAGAGACUUCUUUUUGAGAUAAACAUCAAGUUAUUCAAAUGAUUGUUUCUGAAUUCUUAAAUGGAAGCAUAGCAUGAGAGAAUAAUGACUUUGCAUUAAUCUUAUUUUUCUAGAUUUAAAUGGCAAAGGAAACUUGAAUCCAGUUGCCAGUUUCAAAAUGACUGGUAGACAUGAAAAGGAAAAAUAAAAUAUAAUGAGGAACUGAAGGGAAGAAAAUUAUUCAGUCACAGAGUACCUAUUAAAUGACUAUUAAUAGUUGCCUUUCUUAUAUUAAUUUAUACACUGUUUUUUGUAGCCAGCCUUUAAAAAAAAUGCCUGUGAAAAGUAUACCUCAGAUUUCCCUGUGUUUACUUAUCCAGCUUUGAUCUGCCUGGUGAAAUGGUAAUCCCCUAAUUGGCCUCUGAGGUUCGAUUCAGCUUUUCUAAUAUACUGAAUAGUGGUACCCCAGUGAUCUGAGGAGGAUAAUGCACUGUCUGGCAUCUGCAGUCCUUUCUUCUCCAUAUCUAUUAAUUCUGACAGUGAUUCUGGUUCUAGGCCUGGGUUCCAUUCUCUCUCAGAUAGUAAAGCUUACUAUAAAGAAAACAGUCUCUCUCUCUCUAUAGGCAAGGAUAUGAUUUAAACUGCCAACAAUAUCCAAGACGUAGUAAAUAGCCUAAGAAUGAAUACUUACUUACUUUAGAAAGAGCGACUAGGACAUUUAGAGAGAUAUGUCCAAUUACCUGUAAAUUUUUUUUAACUUAAACUUUGACUUUAAAGCAUCUAAUCAUUUUCUCUCCUUUGAAUGAGUAAUCUUACCUAGGAUGGCUGUACACAUAAACAAGUGUUUUGGGGUUCAUUGCUGCUAGAUCAUUAAGAUUAUCAGCUAUUUACAAUAGUGUCUAGUAUGUACUGUGUAUAAAUGUACUCCUAAGAGUAGUUAUCUUACAGCUUUUUUCCCUCUUUGAAUCUGAUUCUUAAGUCAGUUUUUCUGUUACAACAACUUAACUCUGAAAGUACAAGGUCUCUAGGCCUCAUAAAAUAUCAUAUUUCUGACUAUUGAAUGGCUGCUGCCAUUAUAGGUCUUGGUGAAAACAAUGGUGAGCUUUGCUGGAUGAUUUUAUAGUCUUGGUAAUUCCAUAUCUGUGUUCAGUGGAGUCACAUCGUUUAGAAUGAUAAAAUUUUUAUAAAUUUACAUUUGAAAAUUUAUAUUGACUCCACUCAGUUAUCUAAUAAAUGGCCAUGGAGGCUAUUUUUAAGCCAUAUUUUGAAGUUAUGAAAAGAACAUCUGACUGACAAUAUUUGCAUAAAGAGACAAAUAAACUAUUUUCUUUCAGGUUUGAAAACAGUGGAAGUCCAGAUUUUCCUUUUCUUUUAUGCCCUAGAUCACUCAUCUCUGUUCCUUAGAUCUGCUGGGAAGCAGGGAGCAACUGGGUGACUCUGCAUAGUUUGGCCAGCCAGAGAAUUUUAUGGUCUGGAUCUCUACUUAAAACCUUUUUAUUUGUCUUCUGAGCUGCAGUGCUAAAAUUUAUACUCCUGACAGGCUAUUUCAUUUUCCAGACUUGUUUAUUUCCACCAUAUUAAGGAAACAAUAACUUAAAAACUUAACAGAAGUUACAAAGUCACUAUAAUUAUAGUGUUAUGCAAUGGUGGAUUUCCUCUAUUUGUACCACUUUGAAAUUUACUUAAUGAAUAGAAAAUGUUUCUCUACUCACCUUUUCAAGCACCUGAAAUUUUUUUUUAAAUUUAUUUUGGGACUGUGAGAGAGAAUAAGAUUAAGAACUUAAUUGCUUAAAUGACUUUCCUCUAACUCUGUGAAACUGCUACCUCUUAUUAUAUAUGUCAGCAGUGCUUUCCCAAAUAGGGAUGUUUCCUCCUCAUCGUCAUGUCUUUAUCUUAUGCCUCAAAGAGCUUUUACUUUUCCUAGAAUUAGUUAAAAAAGCAAAACUGACAUACAUUCAUUAAAAAACAUAUUGGGCUUCAGGGGAUAGAUCCAUGACGUUGAAAAAACAAAGAACAGCAUCUUAACACAUAGAGAAUUUAUCAUGCAGCUGUAUAUUUGAAAUAACCUGUAGACAAAAAGAAGGGAUCCUAAGGUACUGAUGGCAUUUCUUAAGGUUUUAUAAGAAUAAUUGUUAAGUAGCAUUUGGACCCCCUCUUUCUCCUUCUUACUCCUACCACAUUUUCUUCUUUAUUCUUCUAAGAUUGUCAAUUUUGUUACUGAAAACAUACAACUUAACAAAUGGUGGUGCUAUUCUAAUUGUUUUUCUUAAUAUGUAUUUAAUUUUGCUGGGAGCAAGAAAGUUAUUCAAGAAAAAAUCAUUUUGUAUUAGUAUAGGAAUAUUAUAUCACGCAAGUGUUUAGCUGGCUGAAUUAUGCUUUUUAUAGUUUUAAACAUUGCAGUGAGGAAUAAAAUUAAUUGAUAAUGUUGAAAAUAACUUUCUUAAAUUUAUAUCUGAUGGUUUUAGCCUCUAAGACCAUUUUAGCAUAUUGAAAUGCAUGUUGCUUAAGAUUUGUCCAGUUCAAAUUUCAAAGCUUCAUUUUUACAUGGUAGAAAUAUACCAUUUAGUUAUAUUGCCCAAUUGCUGUUUUUUGUUUAUUAUGAAUUGUGGAUCCUUUGGACUAGGAAUUAAAUUUAUGAACUAAGAGAAUUAGUGAUGGGGUAGAAUAGAAAGGAGAGUAGGGGGUUGCAGCAAGAAAGAAAGAAAUAUCAAUGUUAAAUAAGUGGGGACAAGGGGGAUUGUGUAGAUUUCAUCAAAGCAGUAAUAGAGAAAGUGUAUUUAAUUGAAUAAUAGAAAGGGUCUUUCAGUCAGUUUUCAAUGUAGUUUAAUUGAUAAUUGCUUUGUAAACUAUAGACUUUAAUACCACUUGCUUUAAAAAAAACCAUAAGGAAAAGCACUUCUCAAAGUGUCUAAAAUAUUUUAUAAUAAUAAUUUGUAUAAAAAUUGAAUUUUGGAAUAGAAUUUUUUGCAUUUUUUUAUUGUGGUGAGAACACAUAACCUGAAAUUUACCAUCUUAACCAAUUUUAGUGUACAGUUCAGUAGUGUUAAGUAAAUUCACAUUGUUGUGAAACAGAUCAGAUCUUGAAAAGUUGAAACUUGAUACCCAUUAAACAACAAGCCCCCCCCAUGUGGGAUCAGAUUUUGAUGAAAUAUAAAAAGGAACACCUGAAUUAUCUUAACAGUUUGUGUUUGCGAAAUCCAAAGUCAUGGUAAACAUCAAGUUCCUAAAACUUGGAGGGUGACAGAAUUUCUUCCUUUUCCCCUUAAAAUUAUCAUCAUUCAUAAUUGACUAGGUUUUAAAUGUCUGUUAAUUGGAAGGGUUUGUAAGUUCAUUUUGAACCAGAGGGAAGAAACACAUUUUAAACAUUAGAAUUAGUUUAGCUUUGAAUUUGUACUCAAUUGGGAAUGUAAAAGAUUAUCACAAAUUAUGUGUGCCUUGUUGAAAAUGUCAGUUUUCUUUAAGUUUAAAUGUAACUGUUUCAAAAUUUUUUUUCUCUCAAAAAGCAACCUAAGUUUAUUUGCUUGACUAUUAUGAUAGGAAUGCUUACUGAUAUUACUUGAUAAUCAUAUAUAGCCUUGGAGCUUUCACAUAUAUAUAAAACUAUAAUCGUAUUAAUAAUUACAGCUGUACUUCUUUAAAACAUUAAAUUUGAGGAAAAAUUAUUCAGUGCUGCCUCAUGUGUACGUUGCUUUGCUACAAUGAGGGGGAAACCCUUUAGAUUGAGCCUCAGUUUACUGCUAAAUGGUUAGUAGUGGGGGAAACUGGAGUGUUAAAAUAUAAACUAGAUAGUGGAGCUGAUGAAUUAAAAUUGUAGGUUGCUAUAUUAGCAUUUCUGCCUCCUUUUCUAUUAGACUAUUAUUUUUUUCCAGCAUUUAUUCAUGUUUGUGACUAAGGAGGAGAUGGAAACCCAAGGCUAAAAUUGAAAUUUUUAUUUUGUUGAGGAUUUAAGCAGUUGGUUCAGGAAAGGUGACUUGCCACAUCAAUUUGGUGCCUAAAUCCAUAACUACAGUCUAAUUGAUACAUCUAAAAUGUGUAAGAAAGAUGGUAUUGCUGAAUAUUUUACUUUUUCUAUACAGUCUCUUUGAUUUUUUUUCAUAGACAUGACUUCUUUUCUCCAAAAAGCAAAAUUAUCUUUUAAUUUUCUAUAAAAUAAACAAAUAUGCCACUUUGGCUGAAAUCUGUAAUUUCAGGAAGUUGGAAAGUUCAGUUCUGUCUCAGGGCUUUUUAACAGUUUAAGCAAUUGGUAGUUACAUUUCAGAAGGUUCAUCUACAUAAUUCUUCAGUGCCUUGAAAGAAUUAUUAACCUGGCAACACUAAAACUUAAUAGAAGGCAUAGUGUGCAGGUAUGCACAUGUUUUUAAGUUGUAUUGCUUAAGCUUGCGUAAUAGCGAUACUGUGCGUGUGCUGGGUUUGGGUAAUUCUUUAAAGGAAGUUUUCUAGAGUUGCACUUGAUAGUUUUUUUAACUGAUUAUUUGUGGCCAUGACACUUACCAGAAAAGUAAUUCUACGUUAAGUCAUUAUGCAAAGUCAUGUAUAAGAUGCUUCUCAGAAAAGGAGUUAGGGUUCAGUUUUCCAUUUUAAUAUGAAAUGAGGAUCUGUUUGGUUAACCCAGAUGGUCUUCCUCUCAGAUGAAAAAGAGGCCUUUUGUUCAAGUGAUUUGGUUUUAAAGAAAUUUGAGGGGUGGGAAUGGAAAUUACAAAUUGCAUGUUAUUCUUUUGCUAGUAUUACUGCUAGCCUUAGAUUGAAUCUACAAAAUUGCUUUUAAGUUCUGUAUAUUUGUGUCAUUCUAAAUACAGUAUAUUCAGUAAUAGAAGGCAAUUUAAUUGAUUCAGCAGUGUUUUGCUUUGUACUUUUUCUGGUGGCUUUUAGCUUUCAGUUGAUUAAAUUUAAAGUCCUGUUUGUGAAUAUAGUUUUUGUAUGGCAAAUGAUUCUUGCUUAUUAGCUUUUUUUAAAAGGGUGCUUAGUAAGAGCUCAGCUUUUAAAAAAUAAAUGCAAACAUUUACCAUUAAUAAAAGCUAUGAUGUAAUAUUGUAA
Messenger RNA from Phyllostomus hastatus (greater spear-nosed bat), 9254 nucleotides. RefSeq names its product MIB E3 ubiquitin protein ligase 1 (gene MIB1). The transcript is spliced from 21 exons. The record is from RefSeq and is a predicted model, not a curated record. Gene Ontology annotation, cellular component: cytoplasm. Gene Ontology annotation, biological process: protein ubiquitination. Bases 822 to 3842 code for a protein of 1006 amino acids. NCBI's taxonomy places the organism in Eukaryota, Metazoa, Chordata, Mammalia, Chiroptera, Phyllostomidae. Gene Ontology annotation, molecular function: zinc ion binding; protein binding; ubiquitin-protein transferase activity.